Messenger RNA from Cicer arietinum (chickpea), 2237 nucleotides. RefSeq names its product pollen receptor-like kinase 5. Gene Ontology annotation, molecular function: protein kinase activity; ATP binding; protein binding. Lineage: Eukaryota; Viridiplantae; Streptophyta; Magnoliopsida; Fabales; Fabaceae. The record is from RefSeq and is a predicted model, not a curated record. Gene Ontology annotation, biological process: protein phosphorylation.
CAAUGCAUAUGUACAAUCUAUUUCAUCUCUUAAUAAUCCUCUUCUUUAUUUUUCAUUCCAUCUAUUUAAUUUCUUAGAAAGAUCAAUUUUGGUAAUUCAUACACUUAUGGCUCAUAAAAGAGCAUACUAUAGCCUUUUCAUGCUCUCUAUGCUAACCAUUUAUUUUGUCCCAAUUUUUGGUGACACAAAUGGUCAAAUUUUGAUUAGGUUCAGAAGCUUUUUGUCCAAUAACAAUGCUUUAAACAAUUGGAUUGAUGAGUCUAAUUUGUGCAAUUGGGUUGGUUUAUUAUGCACAAACAACAACUUUUAUGGUUUGAGACUAGAAAACAUGGGACUAGGUGGUAAAAUUGAUGUAGACACAUUAUUGAAGUUAUCAAAUUUUGUUAGUUUUAGUGUCAUGAACAAUUCAUUUGAGGGUCCAAUGCCUGAAUUCAAAAGGGUUGUGAAGUUAAGGGGAUUAUUUUUGUCCAAUAAUAAAUUUUCAGGUGAAAUUUUAGAUGAUGCUUUUGAGGGUAUGGGAAAUCUUAAAAGGGUGAUUUUGGCAGGAAAUGGUUUCAAUGGUCAUAUACCUAUUUCCCUUGCUAAAUUGCCUAAGCUUUUGGAUUUGGAUUUGCAUGGAAAUAGUUUUGGAGGUAAUAUACCUGAAUUUCAACAAAAGAGUUUUAGAAAAUUUGACUUGUCUAAUAAUCAAUUGGAGGGUCCAAUACCACAAAGCUUAAGCAAUGAGCCCUCAUCCUCUUUUUCUGCCAACAAAGGCCUAUGUGGAAAACCUUUGAGCAAUCCAUGCAACAAUUCCCCAACCAAAUCAAUUGUGCAUCCCAACCAAGCUCCUUCAUCUCAAGGAAAACAAAAGAAACACACAAAAAUCCUUAUAGUUGUCAUCAUAGUAAUAGCUAUGAUUGUAUUGGCAUCAAUAGCAUCACUCUUAUUUAUCCAAAGUCGCCGCGGCCGGCGGCGGCAAAACUUACACCUCCAACCCAUAUUAGGCCUACAACUAAACUCUCAAAAGACACCAAGUCUCAAAGAGACACAAUCCAAUGUUGAUCUAACUGGUGAAUUUAGUAAAGGUGAUGAGCAUGGUGAAUUGAACUUUGUUAGGGAAGACAAAGGUAGUUUUGAUUUGCAAAGCCUUCUUAGGGCCUCAGCUGAGGUGCUUGGAAGUGGAAGUUUUGGAUCAACUUAUAAAGCUAUGGUUUUGAAUGGACCAACUUUGGUUGUAAAGAGAUUUAGGCACAUGAACAAUGUUGGGAGAGUGGAGUUUUUUGAACACAUGAAAAAGCUUGGAAGUUUGACACAUCCUAAUUUGUUGCCUCUUGUUGCUUUCUACUAUAGAAAAGAUGAGAAGUUUUUGGUUUAUGAUUUUGGUGAAAAUGGUAGCUUGGCUAGUCAUCUACAUGGUAGAAAUGGAAAUAUACUAACAUGGUCAAAUCGUUUAAAAAUCAUAAAAGGAGUAGCAAGAGGCUUAUCACAUCUCUACAAAAAGUUCCCUUCACAAAACCUACCACAUGGUCAUCUAAAAUCCUCCAAUGUAAUGCUAAACAAUUCAUUUGAUCCACUUUUAACAGAGUAUGGACUUGUUCCUAUCACAAACAAAAAUCAUGCUCAACAAUUCAUGGCAUCCUACAAAUCACCAGAAGUCACACACUUUGAUAGACCAAAUGAGAAAACAGAUAUUUGGUGUCUUGGAAUCUUAAUACUAGAACUAUUAACAGGAAAGUUUCCAUCAAAUUAUCUAAGACAUGGAAAAGGUGAUCAAGGUUCUGAUUUGGCAACAUGGGUUAAUUCAGUUGUGAGAGAAGAGUGGACAGGUGAAGUGUUUGAUAAAGAUAUGAUGAAGACAAGAAAUGUUGGUGAAGGUGAGAUGUUGAAGCUUUUGAGAAUUGGAAUGUUUUGUUGUGAAUGGAGUGUUGAGAGAAGAUGGGAUUGGAAAAUGGCUUUGGCUAAGAUUGAAGAACUUAAGGAGAAAGAUAAUAUUAAUAGUGAAGAUGAAUCUUUUUCUUAUGUUAGUGAUGGUGAUUUGUAUUCAAGAGGUGUCACUGAUGAUGACUUCUCUUUUUCUGUUAAUGAUCAUUCACAUGUUGAUAACUUUGGGAAUGUAGUAUAGGGUAGUAGAGUUUGUUUCACUUGUUAUCAUUUUAUAGUGUUAAUUAGGAUCAUUAUAUGUUAAUUAGUGUUGAACAUGGUUUUAAACUGCAGGUUGCAGUUUAAAACAAAAGCUAUGUUUUGACUAAUAAAUA